Hippopotamus amphibius kiboko is the source of this 1645-nucleotide messenger RNA. Its product is annotated as keratin, type II microfibrillar, component 5. Gene Ontology annotation, cellular component: keratin filament. Gene Ontology annotation, biological process: keratinization; intermediate filament organization. The record is from RefSeq and is a predicted model, not a curated record. The coding region runs from base 1 to 1524 and encodes 507 amino acids. The transcript is spliced from 9 exons. Lineage: Eukaryota; Metazoa; Chordata; Mammalia; Artiodactyla; Hippopotamidae. Gene Ontology annotation, molecular function: structural constituent of skin epidermis.
AUGUCGUGCCGCUCCUACAGGAUCAGCCCAGGAUGUGGGGUCACCAGGACCUUCAGCUCGUGCUCAGCUGUGGCCCCCAAAACUGGGAGCCGCUGCUGCAUCAGCGCCGCCCGGUACCGCGGGGUUUCCUGCUACCGGGGACUGACGGGCUUCGGCAGCCGCAGCGUCUCCGCCCUGGGCUCCUGUGGGCCCCGCAUAGCGGUGAGCGGCUUCCGCGCCGGCUCCUGCGGCCGCAGCUUCGGGUACCGCUCCGGCGGCGUGUGCGGCCCCAGCCCGCCCUGCAUCACCACCGUGUCGGUCAACGAGAGCCUCCUCACGCCCCUCAACCUGGAGAUCGACCCCAACGCGCAGUGUGUGAAGCACGAGGAGAAGGAGCAGAUCAAGUAUCUCAACAACAGGUUCGCUGCCUUCAUCGACAAGGUGCGCUUCCUGGAGCAGCAAAACAAGCUGCUGGAGACCAAGUGGCAGUUCUACCAGAAGCAGCGCUGCUGUGAGAGCAACCUGGAGCCGCUGUUCAACGGCUACAUCGAGACCCUGAGGCGGGAGGCUGAGCGUGUGGAGGCCGACAGCGGGAGGCUGGCCUCGGAGCUCAACAGCGUGCAGGAGGUGCUGGAGGGCUACAAGAAGAAGUAUGAAGAGGAGGUGGCCCUGAGGGCCACAGCAGAGAACGAGUUCCUGGUUCUAAAGAAGGACGUGGACUGUGCCUACCUGCGGAAGUCAGACCUGGAGGCCAAUGUGGAGGCCCUGGUGGAGGAGUCUAGCUUCCUGAAGCGCCUCUAUGACGAGGAGCUCCAGGUCCUCAACGCCCACAUCUCAGACACCUCAGUCAUCGUCAAGAUGGACAACAGCCGGGACCUGAACAUGAACUGUAUUGUCGCUGAGAUCAAGGCUCAAUACGAUGAUAUUGCCAGCCGCAGCCGGGCUGAAGCUGAGAGCUGGUACCACACCAAGAGCGAGGAGAUGAAGGCCACAGUGAUCCGGCACGGGGAGACCCUGCGCCGCUCCAAGGACGAGAUCAAUGAGUUGAACCGCAUGAUCCAGAGGCUGACGGCCGAGAUUGAAAAUGCCAAGUGUCAGCGGGCCAAACUGGAGGCUGCCGUGGCCGAGGCAGAGCAGCAGGGCGAGGCGGCCCUCAGUGAUGCCAAGUGCAAGCUGGCGGGGCUGGAGGAGGCCCUGCAGAAGGCCAAGCAGGACAUGGCCUGCCUGGUGAAGGAGUACCAGGAGGUGAUGAACUCCAAGCUGGGCCUGGACAUCGAGAUCGCCACCUACAGGCAUCUGCUGGAGGGCGAGGAGCAGAGGCUGUGCGAAGGUGCGGGCUCCGUGAAUGUCUGCGUCAGCAGCUCCCACGGUGGGGUCACCUGUGGGGGCCUCACUUAUAGCACCACCCAGGGCUGCCAGAUUGCCUCCGGCCCCGUGGCCACCGGGGGCAGCAUCUCGGUGAUGGCGCCGGACUCCUGCGCCCCCUGUCAGCCCCGCAUCUCCAGCUUCAGCUGCGGGAGCACCCGAUCUGUCCGCUUCGUCUAGAAUCCAAGGCCCCGCCUGCAUCCCCCCAGCACGGAAUGCUGUGUGAAUGGAAAAAUGUGUGCUUGCUUCCAGAAUCUUCCACGUGUUCCUACAAGGGAAAGACCCUCCACAGCUCUCUGCC